Cynoglossus semilaevis (tongue sole) is the source of this 636-nucleotide messenger RNA. RefSeq names its product luteinizing hormone subunit beta (gene lhb). The record is from RefSeq and is marked provisional. Gene Ontology annotation, biological process: G protein-coupled receptor signaling pathway; ovulation. Gene Ontology annotation, molecular function: hormone activity. Gene Ontology annotation, cellular component: cytoplasm; extracellular region. NCBI's taxonomy places the organism in Eukaryota, Metazoa, Chordata, Actinopteri, Pleuronectiformes, Cynoglossidae.
AACACAACUCUACCGGCACCACACAGCCCCCUACAGGAUGUUGGUUGCAGUGCAGAUGCAUAGGUUGAUCGUCCACCUGACACUAACGCUGUUAUUACCAGCAUCUUCACCUGAUUGGUUGCUCACUCCUGCAGCGGCCUUCAUGCUGCCUGGCUGUCAGCUGAUUAAUCAGACGGUGUCUCUGGAGAAAGAAGGAUGUCCCAUCUGUCACUCAGUGGAAACCACCAUUUGCAGUGGCCACUGCAGAACAAAGGAACCAAACAUCAAGGUGCCGUUGUACAAGAUGCCGUCGUUUCAGUCACCCUUCAACGUGUUCCAGCAGGUGUGCACAUAUGAACACGUGCACUACAAGACAUUUGAACUCCCCGACUGCCCCCCCGGUGUGGACCCCACCAUCACGUACCCGGUGGCUCUGAGCUGCCACUGCGGCCUGUGUGACAUGAAAAAGGCGGACUGCACAGUGGAGAGUCUGCGACCUGAUAUCUGCAUGAACGACGUCCUCUUCAACUACUGAUGUCACACAACCAUCAGCUGCCGCUGGACAACAAUGGCUGGGAAUUUAAAUUUCAAAUUUCAUGUCUUCAGAUUUUGUUGCUCACAUUUAACCUGGAAAAUAAAAAAUAUUGUAUAACAAAA